UGACAUAUCGACCAGAAACACUCAUUUUUACGAGACGUAAACAAAACGUAGGGUUCAUUAGUGGGUAAAAGGGAAAAAAUAUCAAUAAAAUGAAUAUUCUGCCACAUAAGAGUUGGCAUGUGCGUACGAAAGCGAACAUCGCUAAAGUGCGAAAGGAUCAGGCCAAAGCAGCUGAGGAAGAGGCGGAGAAACAGCGACGUGUCGCUGUUGCAGAUUAUGAAGCCCGCAUAAGUCUCCUUAGAAAUCGUGCGAAACAAACACCUACAUCACAAGCAGCUCAAGAAACAAGUUUGGAUCUUGAUGGUGAAACUCAGCCAGUGUCUGCUUCGGAACACAUUGACUUAUUUUCCGAUCAUGAAGACAAACAGAAGAAGGUCAAGCCAAUGGAUGAGGAGAAGCGGCAGGAGCAGGAAAAGUAUGAGAAACAAAUCGGUUAUCUAACGUAUUUGGGACAGGACACACAUGAGGCAAUGGGCACACGGAGCUGGUACAACUCAGCACCGAAACGAAAUUCAGAGAGUGUGUAUGAUGAAAGUGGAGAAAAGGUUGAAAUUGGUCUGAAAGUCAAACAUCUACAUGAUCCGAUGAUGCAAUUCUUAACGAAGAAGAAACCCAUAACGGUGGAUGGCAGUAAGAUGGGUAAUGGAGGUGAUUCAAAAAGUGUAAACAUUGACACAAAACCGAUUGCAGUGAAAGCGAUGCCAACUAUUCUAGAAAAACCAAUGUCACGCAAAAGAUCAACAUCACCAGAGAGAAAGCAUAAGAAAAGUAAAAGUAGUAAACGAUCGAAGGAAAAGAAAGUGAAGAAAAACAAAAAGAAGAAAUAUAAAAAGGAAAAACGAAAGCGAAGACACUCGUCUGCUAGUGAUAGCAGUAGUGACAGUGAAUCGGAGCAACUGAGACAGCAUAAAAUGUUAGCCUUGCAACAGUUGCGUGAAGAACGAUUGCAACGUGAAAGACAAGAGCACGAAAAAACAAAAGAGUUGCUGAGGAAAAAGUGUCCAUCGCUGUUGCCACCUGAAGAACUGAAAAAGCCCGAAGAAGUCAAUACCGAGCCACGAAUGCCGGCAAUGAAACAGAAAUACAAUUCACAAUUCAAUCCGUAUUUGGCGAAACAGAAUUAUGGCUAAUUUUUAGAAUAUGACAAUGAAAAAUGCAUUUAAUUCAAAAUUGGAUUUUAUUUAUAAAA
This is a messenger RNA of Sitodiplosis mosellana (orange wheat blossom midge), 1189 nucleotides long. RefSeq names its product leukocyte receptor cluster member 1 homolog. The transcript is spliced from 3 exons. The coding region runs from base 90 to 1130 and encodes 346 amino acids. Lineage: Eukaryota; Metazoa; Arthropoda; Insecta; Diptera; Cecidomyiidae. The record is from RefSeq and is a predicted model, not a curated record.